Messenger RNA from Owenia fusiformis, 1236 nucleotides. The record is from the annotation of a GenBank genome assembly. NCBI's taxonomy places the organism in Eukaryota, Metazoa, Annelida, Polychaeta, Sabellida, Oweniidae.
GUAAAUGACUGUAUCGUGUAAUCUGAUGAUUAAAUCAGAGAUGGAUGACUUGUUCUGUCUCGGCAACUAGUUUUUGGAUCUCAUAUGAUAACAAAAUGCAGUUUAUUUCCAAUCCCGGGUCUUCAGCACAAACAUUACAGCUAUGCACGGAACGAAAUAAGAUCAACUCGCUUUAGCGAAUUUUGUUUUACCGAAGUUCUACUGAAGAAAAUACUUUACCAAAUAAAAGUAGAUUGGUGGUGCGAUGAUAUUACUAUAUUUGGAGGUAUAUUAGUCAGGUAUACUGCUGCUUCUGGGAAAACAGCGCUCCUAGAACAGUUCAUAUAUGGAAACCACAUCAUUUCAACUCCAAUGUUUUCUACAAUUGAGGAUACUUAUGUUGCAUAUGUGGACACAGAACGAGGACGAGAGAAGGUGCGAUUCUAUGACACAGCAGGCUGUGACCCCCAGAAACCUGACCUUCCCAGACACUACUUCUCCUGCAUUGAUGGUGUCAUAUUGUUGUAUGAUGUCACAAACUGGGACUCCUUUGCUGCAAUAGAUAAAUUGAAAAAAGAUAUUGACAAAAAUAAAGAAAAACGUGAUCUAGUCAUUAUAGCCCUUGGGAACAAAUGUGACUUGAAGGAGAGCAGACAAGUAGACUUUGCAACUGCUCAGACUUGGGCACAGAAAGAGAAAGUGAAACUAUGGGAGAUCUCGUGUGCUAAAAGGCAGUCUAUGAUGGAUGCCUUUGUGUGGCUCACCACCAAAAUGAACCAGCCUCCAGCAAAGUCGACCAUGAGUUUUAACCCAUUGAGCAGGAAACAAAAGUCUGCACCCCCGACCCAACCAGACUAGAGACAGUUGUAUACUUGGAGUGGAUAUUCUGCUUUGUUGCAUUCUGGGAGUGCAUGUACUACUCUGAUAUUCUAAAAAUUGAUGAGAUUAAAUUGGGAAUAUGAGUAUUGGUGACCAUCUCAGACCAUGGUGCUUCUUGGGAUUAUUAACCAAUGGGUGAUUAUAUUAGUAGACUUAUUUAAUGACCCAUGGGCUCCAAUGAUGAUGACACAAACAUGUACAUGUAUUAUGACAUCAUAUCCAUGUAGCAUUUAUAGAGAAUGCACAAAAUUAGAUGAACCUAAAUGGAAAUUAUCAAGUAUUUAUUGGAAAAUGCAUGUAUUGUAUCGGACAUGUUUGCUUUGUUGUAAUGAGCUCUUAUCUGUUCCAUUUCAAUAAAUCUUUAUGACUAAAAGGGAG